Messenger RNA from Ictidomys tridecemlineatus (thirteen-lined ground squirrel), 1350 nucleotides. The record is from RefSeq and is a predicted model, not a curated record. Lineage: Eukaryota; Metazoa; Chordata; Mammalia; Rodentia; Sciuridae.
AUGACGGAUGUGAUCACAGCAGGCAUGCCAAAGUGCAGUUUAGCCAUCAACUAUGAACAGCCAGCUACAGUCCAUGUUUGUCCGUCUGUAACCAAAACACCCAACAAGAGCAACUUGGAGGAGGAAAAUCUUCUCUGGGACUAUCGGUUCCAGACUCUCAGUUCCCAGAUGGCUGACUCCAUCCUCUGCCCAAGGAUGAGCAGUGAGAGUAGUCAGAGCAGUGCAGUGCUGCAGGGGUGGGGUUCAUGUUGUGAGCCAUCCUUCACAGACCAUUAUAAGGUCCUGCAGGACAUUGGAAAAGGUGGCUUCUCCCGGUUGAAACUUGCCUGCUACCUGCUCACUGGGACAGAGGUUGCAGUGAAGGUUUUGGUAAAAGUAGCCUCCAUCUUCCCUUUGUUCUCUGAAUCCUAUAUGAGGACGUCGUUGGACCACCCAAACGAGAUCCAGCUCUUCCAGGUCAUUGAGACCUCUGACUAUUUCUACAUGAUCAUGGGACUUGCAGGUGGGGGAUGGCUAUGGGACUUCAUCCCAUCUGAUGGCAUUCAGGACGACGAGGCCCACAAACUGUUCAGGCAGCUCAUGCACGCCAUGCAGUACUGCCACAAGCAGGGUAUCAUGCACCUUGACCUAAAGCCUCAGAACAUCAUGGUGGAUGACAGCGGCAAUGUUGAACUCAUCGACUUUGGGCUGAGCACCAGAUUCACAGCUGGGGAGAAGCUGAAGAGGAUCUGGGGCACUUGCCUAUCCUUUGCCCCUGAACUCACCCAGGGGGAGGAAUACGAGGGUCCCCCAGCAGACGUCUGGAGCCUGGGCAUCGUUCUCUACUUUAUGCUCACAGGGAGAUGCCCAUUUAGGGCAGCCAGCAGAGAGCAGCUAAAGAAGCUCAUCACACAGGGAACCUAUGACAUUCCCCAGCAUGUGUCCGAGGGAGCACAGAGACUCGUCAAUGAGAUCUUGAUGGUGGACCCCAUGCAGUGGCCUUCCAUAGAGCAGAGCAGCAGCCCCCUGAGGAGGCCAAGCAGUCCCAGCAGAGGGGUGUUGGAAGUGCCAGUGUGCCUGCCCUCCCUCUCCACUAGCCUCCCAGCACGACCCUGUGUCCAGCAGCUCAUCCUCCCAAGGUUCCUCCACAGGGAAAUCCCACUACAACAGCAGGGGUUAGAAGAGGCUGAGGAGGAGGAUCGUCAAAUGCAUGUGACAACUGUGCUGCGUACCCUGCUUCUGUUGGACAGCGUCCAGAAACAGAGGGGUGCCUAUGGAAAUGCCCAGCCCAGACAGACAGAACUGACGGACAGCCCGAAGCCCCUGAGCCUGUGGAGGCCGACAUCGCAGUGCACAAGUGAGGUGUGCUGA